AUGAGGUUCUUGGAUAAUCAGAUUUUAUUAAGAAAUGCGAACAAAACGGUUGUGGGCAAUUACGAUUACGGGUUGCCGAUGUCGACGUCGCAGGCGGCAGCAGCCGCCUCAUCAGUGGGCACCGGUACUUCGCUAGCCGGAGUGACGACAAGCCGUAAAGUGGGCAUUCAACAAGCAUCCGCUGUGGUCAAAGUGGAUAGUAUGCAGCAGGCAGUGAGCAAGCCCGCAGCGCCAUUAACUUCGCGGCCUCAUAUGAAUGGCAGCACUGUUCUCCGGCGACCUGAUGCGGUACCAGUGAUAAGAACACGACUGGAAAGGCCAGUUAAUGCAAGACGUCCACUAAAUGCUCAAGAAUCCCUGCAGCAUAUUGCGCACGUUUUGCUUAGCUCUUUUUCGAUUUUGAAGAAAUCCGAUCCAACACGCUUUAACAAAUAUGUGCUGAGUGGAGUCGACGAGGGAACCGUUGAGCAGGCAACAGCAGCAUCAGCACAUGGAAAUUCGUCGGCAGCAAAUGGUGUGCAGAGAAUUUUGGUUGAUCCGGACAAACCGUCAGCUGCUUAUGCCAGCUAUGUUGAACAGGUGAGGAACCAAGCAACUUUUGCACUCCGAGGCGCACUUUUUUAUCAAAUUUAUGAAUACAUACUCGUGAAUGACCAAUAA
Messenger RNA from Gongylonema pulchrum, 660 nucleotides. The record is from the annotation of a GenBank genome assembly. NCBI's taxonomy places the organism in Eukaryota, Metazoa, Nematoda, Chromadorea, Rhabditida, Gongylonematidae.